This is a messenger RNA of Phoenix dactylifera (date palm), 1757 nucleotides long. RefSeq names its product protein yippee-like At4g27745. Lineage: Eukaryota; Viridiplantae; Streptophyta; Magnoliopsida; Arecales; Arecaceae. The record is from RefSeq and is a predicted model, not a curated record.
UCGGAAGCCUCUUUUAUUUUAAACUGUUUUUCCAACUUAUCCCAUCUUAUCCCAUAAAGACAUGAUGGGGAAUUUAUUUUUAUGGGUCAUGUCCACAUCAUGAUAUGGAUUCCCUUUCACGCUUUCCAUUUCUAUUUAACCCUAAUGGGUUUCCAAUGUUAUUCACUUUUUUUUUUUAACGUAGUUUAAUCUGUUAAUUGAUGCCCGAGUGAUGUUCAGAUGUUCAACUCCAGCCUCCCAGUUAGCCUUUGUAUCGACCAGUUUUUAGUGUUUUCUUAAAUAAUUCGUAGUUUGUUUGGAUUGUAACUCCUACUUGUUAUUUUAUUGAGUUUUGCAGUGGUUAAUUAACCUAUUCUCUGUCUCCCUUAUCAUUUGGGUCUAUGCGAGCUGUGUUUUGUUUUUGGAUUAUAAUUGUUGUCUGACGCGUUGUCAGCGAUCGGAUAAUGGGCGACAAAUUUUUUUGUCGGUAGGAAGGAGGAAGGAAGAAGAAGCGAUUGAAGUAUCUUAGAGUUUGAGUGUAGAGGUUACAAUUGCUUGUUGUCUGUGUGAGCUUGUGAUUCUAUUUUUUUUCCCGCUAAUUGGAGCAGUUGAAGACGAGAAGGGCAGGGUGCUGAUGGCUGAAGUGGUUGGGCCUCGAUUAUACAGCUGUUACAAUUGCCGGAACAAUGUCGCCCUUCAUGAUGAUAUCAUUUCGAAAGCUUUUCAGGGGAGACAUGGGCGUGCAUUUCUGUUUUCUCACACAAUGAACAUAGUUGUGGGGCCGAAGGAGGAUAGGCAGCUAAUGACAGGAUUGCAUACGGUUGCUGAUAUCUACUGCUGUGAUUGUCAUGAAGUGUUGGGUUGGAAGUAUGAAAGAGCAUACGAGGAGACGCAGAAGUACAAAGAAGGGAAGUUUAUACUUGAGAAGUCAAAGAUUGUGAAGGAGAACUGGUAGCUCCCACCUGUGGGCACUGUGGGCGUUGUGUUGGUAAAAUUUCUUAAUAAGAUUGAAUUAAAGUGGUCCAGCCCUAGCGAAUUCGAACUUUCGUCGUAAAUCCAAAUGACAUCUCGUAUAACAUGAAGUAGCAAUCCUGAGUGCUAUAACUCAAUAGCUGAGGGAGGUAUCAUUGCUGAUUAACCUUCAUUUCUCCACACUUAUAUUUUCGACGGUAUGCUACAUGACAGGAACACCUUACAUCCCAUAGAGAGCAACCCCUGAAGCUACCUGGGUUUGAUCCCUAAUCAUAACCUUAGUAGUUGUACUUUACUGGAUUAGGCAGACAUGCCAGGUAUCGAAUGACAUUUGAUUUCAAUGAAUUUUUCCAGGUACAGAGAUACAGCUUGCUUGACUGCUACUUUUGCUAAAUGAUGUAAUGAUACUGGUGGCUGGCAGUUGGGAGAUGAAUCAAGUCAUUUGUGGAAGUUUUGUCAGGUUAUCCAGUUCUUAUGAGGUUAUCAUUACUAUACGGGGGUGCCUUUUGGUAUAUUCAAUUGCUGCAAUGCUCUAAUUAUUUUUUUAUCAAUUCCAGCAUUUCAGCCCCAAGUUCUUUUCUCCUCCAUAAAGCAAGAGAUAUCAGAAAUCAAAGCAUAUCCAAUAAUGGUCGAAAUGGCCAGAUUGAUUGUCUAGUUGAUGUUUCACACACUCGAGAGCUAUCGAACAGAGAUAUAUACCAAGGAAAGCUAUAAAUCACACCUUGGAUAUUUUUUGGGAGGACCCUCCCCAUCUAAAACGAUUGAUUGCUGGUAUCCUGAAAAUCUUAAAAUUGCACUGUAAUUUU